Messenger RNA from Alternaria postmessia, 549 nucleotides. RefSeq lists its product as uncharacterized. The transcript has a single exon. NCBI's taxonomy places the organism in Eukaryota, Fungi, Ascomycota, Dothideomycetes, Pleosporales, Pleosporaceae. The coding region runs from base 1 to 549 and encodes 182 amino acids. The record is from RefSeq and is a predicted model, not a curated record.
AUGACCGGUCACAGCGUCAGUGAUGACCGCCGAUUCGGUAUCUAUCUUCCUAGUGCGACUGCGAGCGAGAACAACCUCGCACUGCAUCGACUGGCGGCAUCUACGCUUCACGUCUUAGAGGGGCGGGCCGCAAGUCUUCCACCUACAUCUCCAAUGACAGUAGCGGCUUUGGAGCAACGUACACGUCGACCGCGAAGAUCCACACGUCGAUACAAACAUCCCACCAACCACGAUCCACCUCCAGAGUACGUCGCAUUCGAUCCUUAUCCCUUUUUUGAUGCCAAACCAAAACCCCGCCGUCGAUCAACGAUAGAAAUCAUCGAAACCUGCUGCAGGGACGGAUUCAAGGCUACGACAGGCAAGGUCGGCAAGAGUGUGGUCAAACACAUCGAAGACGCUAGUAAGAUAGCCAAGGAUGUACCUACUGCCUUCAAGGAAGCUCAGGUGAAAUUGAGUUUGAAGAGGGCCAAGGAUAAAAUACGAUGGUUGGAGAAGCACCACUACCUGAGUGGGCAGGAGAGGUUGCUGACGCAGGAGCUCGUUGGCUGA